Messenger RNA from Xyrauchen texanus (razorback sucker), 3632 nucleotides. RefSeq names its product ferredoxin-fold anticodon binding domain containing 1 (gene fdxacb1). The record is from RefSeq and is a predicted model, not a curated record. Gene Ontology annotation, molecular function: rRNA (uridine-N3-)-methyltransferase activity. Lineage: Eukaryota; Metazoa; Chordata; Actinopteri; Cypriniformes; Catostomidae. The coding region runs from base 946 to 2691 and encodes 581 amino acids. Gene Ontology annotation, cellular component: cytoplasm. Gene Ontology annotation, biological process: rRNA base methylation. The transcript is spliced from 5 exons.
CUCAGAAGCAAUCAAUAGAGGUUAGCAUAGCCAUUCCCUGGCGAGGAGACAAGACGCUGUUUUAUAUUUAUUUAUGGAGGAGGUGCAUCAGUAAAUAAACGUUUUUUUUUUGUUUGUUGAGAAAACAACUCAUCACUUAAGGAAUUUACCGCUGGUCAAAAAGUUUUACACUAAAUCCUUUUGGAGUGAACUAUGUGUAGUAAAAACGCAGUGGUCGCUAUCUCUCAUACUGGAUGUAAUAGGAAACUGGAACGUGGACAUUACAUGAACGUGUUUAUACAAAACCAUAACCGUACUAUACUAUAACAAGUUACGUGGUGCUAUCGGACGAACACACUUCACGCUAACAAAAUCAGCGCACUGGUGUUUCAUUUGAUUUUCACCGCUUUAAAUAUUUUUAACAGCCAGUGCAUUUUCAAUAUUUACAAAAUUACGAAGCGGCUACCGAAAGCGUAUUUACAUAUUAAUCGAUGCCAUUGUUUACAGUUGCGAAGGCGUCGCGUGUGUAAUUCGAGCACGUGCAUCAUGCGGCGGCGAAACCACGAAACUUCACCGAUGCACAAUUUCUACCCUUCUCAGUGACACUUUCUUUCGUUAAUUGACCAGAAAGCUUAACUUAGCGUGGAUAGAUAGGCAGUCCUUUUCUAGCUCUCUUGCGACCUUUGCUCAUCAGGUGUUGCAUUAGCUCUGAAACACCGGCGGCGGCAUUAAAAGCUUUGCUAUUUUAAUUAGAUUUCAACCUGUAGUUACACGUGUCUGAGCGUCAUUUAAGCGUCAUGGUGACAUGCACUAAUGCCGCAUUGUGUCCUGCCUCGCGAUGCGAUGCAGUAUGACCACGUCGAGCUCACUAGUUGCAACAAUCGCUCGAAAUGUGUUAAAAAUAAAAGUUUUGUUCACCCACUAACGUGAGAGCUUGCUGUUGUGUUUACGUCCAUUUCUGUGGACAUGUCCAAAACACGCGAAGUGUUACUUGUAGGGGAAGGGAACUUCUCCUUCUCGGCUGCUUUGAGAGAGAAUGCAGGUGAUGAUGUUGGAGUCACCGCUACUUGUUUUCAUAGCGAAGAUCAAACAUACGCACAGGAGGGUGCUGCACUGAACAUACAAAGACUUCGAGAGAAAGGAUCAGUUGUUCUGUUUGAGGUGGAUUGCACAUGCCUGAAGGAGUAUGAAGCCAUCCAACGUCAUCUUUAUGACUGCGUUAUCUUUAACUUCCCCCAUUGUGGGCGAAAAAGUGGCGUUAAGAAGAACCGUGUCUUGUUGGUGAAAUUUUUUAAAAGUGCCAUUGCAGUCCUGAAGGACAAUGGGGAAGUGCACGUCACCUUGUGCAAUGGGCAAGGCGGCACUCCGUAUGACAGUCCAAUGAGAGAAUGGCACAAUAGUUGGCAGGUGGUUGCCAUGGCAGCAGAAGCAGGGCUAAUUCUCAGUGAAAUCCGUCCUUUUGACUGUGAAACGUUUCAAGGUUACAGAUGUACAGGUUACAGGAGUCAAGACAAAGGUUUUCAUGUAGAAGGAGCACUGACCCACAUCUUCACUGGGAGUCUCCCAUAUAUUAUGCCAGAGAAGCUGAAAAUGGAGAAAACCAUUGGGAAGGAGACCGUUUGUUUUGAGCUUCCUGCAGAGUUGAAUGAAUAUUUGAACAGGAAUUUCCUUGAUCAGCAGUCACACCACCCAGUAAAAACUGUUCAGGAACAGUUACUGAGAGAGCUCAAGUCAGUGUGGCCUGUAUGCACAAUGAACAUGGACUUCCCGGAACUGGUAAACUGUCUACCAGAAAAGCUUCAGACAUGUGACUCCAGUCUGACACACUGUGACAUCUACUGGAUUAAACCAACUGAUGUAUAUAUAUUUGACCAAAGUGAAAAUGGGCGGCAAAAAUGUGAGUCUAUGGAGGACCAACAAAGCUUUACGGGCAGCUAUGCAUUGCGGCCGUCUCUGUUACCACAUGUCCAGGAGAUCACAAAGAAUGAGGACUUCAGCCCUGGUACGCUCCAUGCGGUAAGCGGCUUGGUUUUUCAGAGAGUUCCCAUCUCCCAAAGCCGUUCGCCUGUAUUCCACCAGCUUUUACUGGUGGGUAUGUUUCCAGCAGAAUCUCAUCCUCUUCAGUGCUUCAAAGACUGCUUAGAGUCACUACUCACUUCUUAUGGCGUCUCCUUUGAGGAGGCGCAGACAGGCCGAAAGCAGCAAGUGUGGAUGAAUUCAAAGAUGCUUCCCAAGUUUGGACAGCUUGCAUCUCUCCCUUUGGCUUCAGAUCGUAAUGAAGGUCUACAAUUAAAUGUUGUCUCAAUAAACUUGGAUCAUUUAGCCACUCUGCUCUUUGCCAUUUCUGAUUGGCGCUUGAUUUGGAGUGCCGAUCCUCGCUUUCUUAAGCACUUUGAACUCUAUCCACUUGGAACGUUUUGUCCUUUCUCUCUUUACCCACCAAGCUACUCACAUGACAUCAGUUUCUGGAUGGACCCAGAUAGCUAUGACGAACUGGACUUCCAUGCCAUUGUGCGAGAGGUCACUUGUGGUGCGGUUAAGGAUGUGGCAUUAGUAGAUCGCUUCAGACACCCACACAUGGGUCAUGCAAGCCUCUGCUAUAAGCUGACUUACCAGUCAUCGGACCGUGCCCUCUCUCACAGCCAGGUGUUGGGACUACAGAAUCAGCUACGAAGACUGUUACCUCUUCGCCUGCAGGUAACCUUGAGGUGAUCUAAGAGGCUUGAGUAAUGAUUUACACAGACCAUAUCAAAGUGAUGUCUUGACUCCAAUUUUAAUGUAAAUUAUGUUUAGCUAUGUAUAUAAAAGCAGACUGCGUGAUCUGUGUUUCGACUGAGGAAUUGUUUGUUCUGUUGUUGUUUGAUAAAUCAAGAACAGUGAAUGUGUUAUUUUAGCGAAUACAACGUGUUUUAUUCUUAUUUGUCAAAGACUGAUAUAUGAAACCAUUGGAGCUAAUUUUUUGUUGUGCAUGAUUUCCUGACAAUUGUUUACAUAAUGCUAAUUCAAUUAUUUGGAAGUUCUGAAUUAUCUAUUUUGAAUGGGUUGUUUUAAUAAAGCAUCCAAAAUUUGUUUACAGAUUUCAGUAGUUCUAUGGAACAUUUUCUUUUGAAAUGCUAUGAGGUCUAGGAAAUAAAUUAAUUGCAAUUAAGAAUUCUGCCCUCUUUCUGACUGUAUAUUAAUUGAUAAUGCAUGUUUAGGCAUCUUGUUAAAUUUUGAAAUUUAGACAUAAUUAUGUGAUUGCAAAUCAUUUCAUCUGCUGCAUUUUUAAUUGCUGACUUCAUACAAGAAAACAUUUUUCUAAUUUAGGUUUACACUAAAGAAGAUACAUUUUAAUACCGUGGUACUGCUGAAAACUCUAUUAUGUUUAUGGUCAUUUAUGACUGUAAAUUAUCUUAUUGCUAUAUAAUUUGAAGGCACGUAGAAUAUUUAAUCAGUGAGGCAGCUUCAAAACUUUGUUGGAAUUAUGAGUGAAAAUCAAGUCUUGAAUUUGAAAACACUGGUUAUGAUUUUAAUCAUGUAACCUGAUGUGAUAUUCAUUUGAUUGUAUAAAACCCAUUUGUGAACCAUUUUAUUCAUUUAUUUAAAGUGUAAACAUUGGCUCAUAUCAUGACCAAACUACUUGGCAUUCUCAAACAAGACCACAUUCUUCAUGA